AUGCGGAUGGCCAUGUCGAAAGAACUAAGAAAUCUCGGAAGACUAAACAUCACUACCACGCAGGACUGCUCUGCUGACCGGAGUAUUUCGACAGUUUAA
Molecule: messenger RNA, 99 nt
Organism: Caenorhabditis elegans
Lineage: Eukaryota; Metazoa; Nematoda; Chromadorea; Rhabditida; Rhabditidae
Gene: T13A10.64
Exons: 1
Coding region: 1-99 (32 amino acids)
Source: RefSeq, marked reviewed